Mesocestoides corti is the source of this 1746-nucleotide messenger RNA. The record is from the annotation of a GenBank genome assembly. Lineage: Eukaryota; Metazoa; Platyhelminthes; Cestoda; Cyclophyllidea; Mesocestoididae.
AUGAUAUCGAUUGUUCCUGGUUACACCAGUCGAUCUGUGGCUGGGUCUUAUGACAAUGAGGGCAUUGCAAUUUUUUGCAUGCUUCUGACAUUUUAUUUCUGGAUCAAGUCUGUGAACAGUGGCUCUAUCUGUUCUUCUGUGUUAACUGGAAUUUCUUAUUUUUACAUGGCAAAUCAAGUGUCAUCCUGGGGUGGAUAUGUUUUCUUGCUCAACACUAUCCCUUUGCAUGUCCUUUGCCUAAUGAUUUGUGGCCGUUUUUCUCAACGUGUGUACGUCGCGUACUCUAUCUUCUAUUGCAUCGGAACUCUCUUGUCCAUGCAAAUAAGCUUUGUUGGUUUUUUACCCGUCUUAUCGAGCGAGCAUAUGGGCGCUCUCGGCGUUUUUGGCUUGUGCCAGUUUUUCGCGUUUGCUUCCUAUCUAAAAACACGCACAAGCAGUGACCAAUUUUAUUGUAUUCUUCGCCUUGGUGCCUCAACUCUAGGUCUGGUUUUGUGUGCUUCUGCGGGGACACUUUAUUUUUCCGGUAAAAUUGCCCCCUGGACGGGUCGAUUCUACUCAUUGUUAGAUCUAAGUUACGCCAAAAAUCAUCUUCCAAUCAUUGCCUCUGUGUCUGAGCAUCAACCGACGACCUGGAGUUCUUACUUUUUUGAUCUACACGUUAUGACUAUAUUCUUUCCUGUUGGCUUGUACUACUGCUUCAAAAAAUUGACCGACGCAAAUAUCUUCAUUAUAAUAUACGGUGUUCUGAGUCUUUAUUUUUCGGGUGUUAUGGUUCGUCUGAUGUUAGUCUUGGCUCCUAUCAUGUGUAUUCUCUCCGGUACGGCCGUUUCCAACAUCCUUCGCACCUUUUUGCCCAACUUAGCCGUCUGCCCCCCGUCCGCAGAUAGAACCGACCUUUGUGCUCCGUCCUCACAGAAGCGUCCGUCCCCACUCGGGAAGCAGACCAGGGGUUCUGCCACAGUGUCGCCAUCUGAUCCGACAUAUCCUUUCAAAAGUCAGGUCGCUUCCAUCGUGAUCGCCUCCAUUGUGAUUGUCUUGGCGCUUUACAGCCAACAUUGUGUUUGGGUCACUUCAAAUGCCUACUCAUCGCCCAGCAUUGUUAUGGCAGCUCAACGUCCGGAUGGCCUACAAGUCCUUUUUGACGACUAUCGCGAAGCUUACUACUGGCUGCGGCAAAACACACCCCCUGAUGCCAAAGUAAUGUCCUGGUGGGAUUACGGCUAUCAAAUAACAGCUAUCGCCAACCGUACAGUUCUCGUUGACAACAAUACGUGGAACAACACGCACAUAGGUCGCGUUGGUCAAGCCAUGGCUUCGCGUGAAGAGGAUGCUUAUCAGAUUCUUCGUGAACUCGAUGUGGACUACGUCUUGGUCAUCUUUGGUGGGGUUUCAUCGUACUCUUCUGAUGAUUUGAAUAAGUUCCUGUGGAUGGUCCGCAUCGCCGGCAGUACUGAGAGAGGCCGGCACGUGAAAGAAGUCGACUACUUUAGCAAAGCUGGUGAGUAUCGCGUCGACAAAGAAGGUUCGCCCACCUUUCUCAACUGCCUACUCUACAAAAUGUCGUACUACAGAUUCUGGGAAAAGUAUACUUCGUCGAAUCAUCCUCCGGGCUACGAUCGCGUGCGGAAUGCGAUAAUCGGAAACAAGGACUUCGAACUCACUACUUUAGAAGAAGCCUUUACCACAGAAAACUGGAUUGUUCGUAUUUACCGUGUAAAGAAACUCUUGAAUCGUGGUCACACUUGA